AGAAGCAAGUACCCAGUACGGUCGCUCUUGUUCAUCUUUGGAGUUGAACAUGAUUGCUCUCCAUUUUGGAGAGUUUCUGAUGUACUGUUUGAUUUGUGUUUUUCUUCCUCUUCAUAUUGCUUUGUUGGAAAUGGGUUAGAGAGUUACUGGCGGACGCAUUAAACUUUGUUUUUCUCAGUCUUAUAUAUAUAUUUUUAGGAAUAAUGGCUAGGUUGCCUGGUAGUAGUGAGAUUACAGAGUUACUAGAUGAUCCUGCAUCUAAAAUGAAUAAAGGUGCACAAAAACAUCAUAAUGUAAAGCAUAUAGAAAAGUAUUGUAUUGGAGAUGAUAUUAAUAAACUGUUUGAGGCGAUAGAGAUUAGGCAUUCCAGUAGGGGUGUCAAAGAUGUGACGAGUAAACGUGCGAUGAAGAGGCCAAUGAGAUCUAGCCCCUCUCGUGCGUCAGGCAUAGGAAUUUCUGAGCCUGUAAGUUUGAAGCAGGCCUUGAGAGGGUUAUGCAUCUCUCAGGCAUCAGAGCUGGCUGCUGUGAAGAAGCAAUUGCCAAAAGCGUCCAGGUUGUCUACAGUCUCAGAAACAGGAGCUGUGAAGAGACUGUACAGCGCUGUCAUAGUUGAGGCCAAUGAUCCUGAACAUCAUGAUGAUGGAGGUAUACAGAAUUUGGUGGAGAUAUCCCUUGUUCCGGAGAGGAGUAUGGUGGAUUCUUUGCGUAAGAGUCCUGAAUCUGAAAAUGUUCCAGUGCAAGAACAAUUCACUUAUGAAGAUGCAUUGAAACAUAAGGCAAGUGAAAUAGCAGCAGAAAGUGAUGCCCUUUAUCAGUCAACUGAUGGUUACGAGUACUUGAAAGAAGUGUCUGGCCAGAAAACGACAUUGGAGUUGCCACAUUCUUCAACUGGAAAUUGUACUGAUAAAGUGGAACUAGUACGAGAUCAGAUGGUGCCUUCUGUAAAUGAAGCUCCAGCAGCUGCAAUUGUAGCAGAGAGGGAGUACGAGCAAGAUUUAAAUUUUGUGUCUUGCUCCUCGUUUUUUGGUGCUGGAAAUAAAGUCAUUAAUCCUACCUCUAACAGUCCAAGUCUGAUAAAACCAGUUUGCAGAAGCAAAACCUUUUUUAAGAAGAAAGUUUUAUCUUCUUUCACCAGCCGUCCAAAGCAUUCUAAUGGUGGAACUGAUAGUGAUUUGUCUUGUAGCACAAGUGAGUUUCCUCAUCAGACACCUGAAUGUGCUCAGAGUAAUAAUCAGAAAGAAGAGGUAGAAGUUAGUUCAUCUUCUCUGAAGUCUGGUUUCGCCAAACUAGGUCUGAGCUCAAACAAUUGUAACAAAGCAAGAAGUAUACUAACACAAGCUGAUGAAAGAUCAAGGCCAAAGGAAAAGGGGCAGAUGUCUCAAAGUUCGAAGAGUAGUAUUGGGGAUUAUAGCAGCACCACGAGCCUUAGUGAUGAAAGCUAUCUCAGUGGGUCUAGUCGCAGUGGUUACCGGCCUCAUAUGUCAAAAGAUUUGAGAUGGGAAGCAAUUGUUUGUGUUCAAAAGCAGCAUGGAGAUAUUGGCUUUAGGCAUUUUAAACUGCUCAGAAAACUUGGAGGUGGGGAUAUUGGGAAUGUUUAUCUGUCUGAGCUAUUGGGCACAAAGUGUCUGUUUGCUGUGAAAGUCAUGGAUAACUACUUCCUGACCAGCAAGAGGAAGAUGACGAGAGCUCAGACUGAAAUAGAAAUUCUUCAAAUACUCGAUCAUCCGUUUCUCCCAACUCUCUUUGCUCAUUUUACCAAUGACAAAUACUCGUGCUUAGUGAUGGAAUAUUGUCCAGGUGGUGAUCUGCAUGUACUGCGACAAAAACAACCAAGCAAUAGUUUCUCUGAACAAGCUGCCAGAUUUUAUGUUGCUGAAGUUCUUCUUGCAUUGGAAUAUCUUCACUUGCUUGGAGUUGUCUACCGGGACUUAAAACCUGAGAAUGUGUUGGUCCGAGAAGACGGUCAUAUCAUGCUGUCUGAUUUUGAUUUAUCUCUUAGGUGUGCUGUUAAUCCUACCUUGGUGAAAUCAUCUUCUCCCAUCAUUGAGCUUCCAAAAAAGUCUAGUCCGUGCUCAGCUAGCUGCAUAGAUCCCUUCUGCCUACAUCCAUCGUGGCAAGUAUCUUGCUUUGGCCCCAGGUUUCUAUCCACAGAAGCAAAGACACGUAAAGUAAAGGCUGACCUAGCUGCACAAGUCUCACCUUUAACGCAACUUGUUGUGGAGCCAACCAACACUCGAUCCAACUCAUUUGUAGGAACCCACGAGUAUCUAGCUCCGGAGAUUAUCAAAGGUGAAGGUCAUGGCAGUGCUGUAGAUUGGUGGACCUUUGGAAUCUUUCUGUACGAGCUUAUAUACGGAAGGACUCCUUUCAAAGGGCCAGGAAAUGAGGAUACACUAGCCAAUGUGGUUUCUCAAUGUCUCAAGUUUCCAGCUAGUCCUACAGUUAGCUCUCAUGCAAGAGACUUAAUCAGAAGGUUGCUGCAGAAGGAACCUGAGAAUAGGUUAGGAGCUAUGAGAGGGGCAGCAGAGAUAAAGCAGCAUCCGUUCUUCGAGGGACUUAACUGGGCGUUAAUUCGAUGCUCAACACCUCCAGAAAUGCCUAGAUCCUAUGACUUGACAAAUGUUGCUGUCCCUGACGCCAACCGACUAAAGAAGGAACGCGACAAGUGUCAAAAUGAGUUGAAAAACAUAGGAGAGGAUAUUGAGUUUCACAUGUUUUAGAAUACACUAGAGUCUGCAGGUAUGAGAAAGGAUGGGUUUGGUUUUACAUUUUA
This is a messenger RNA of Solanum verrucosum, 2773 nucleotides long. RefSeq names its product serine/threonine-protein kinase D6PK-like. Gene Ontology annotation, cellular component: cytoplasm; nucleus; plasma membrane. Gene Ontology annotation, molecular function: protein serine/threonine kinase activity; ATP binding. Gene Ontology annotation, biological process: protein phosphorylation. The transcript has 2 exons. Lineage: Eukaryota; Viridiplantae; Streptophyta; Magnoliopsida; Solanales; Solanaceae. Bases 204 to 2720 code for a protein of 838 amino acids. The record is from RefSeq and is a predicted model, not a curated record.